Molecule: messenger RNA, 743 nt
Organism: Acanthoscelides obtectus
Lineage: Eukaryota; Metazoa; Arthropoda; Insecta; Coleoptera; Chrysomelidae
Source: the annotation of a GenBank genome assembly
GAUAGGAACUCUUUCUCAGUUGGUGGGUGUUGUCUAAAGACUGAAGACGUGUGCUACAAUGGAACAUCUGGAUGUCGAACUAUUCAUCGACGCAAUAGAAAAACGACCAUCUUUGUGGGAUUCAUCGUCAGGAGACUACAAAAACAGACAGCUUAAAAGAGACGAUUGGAAGGAAGUGUGCGAAAUUGUUAUCCAAAAAUAUGGGGAAAAAGAUGAAAAAGAAAGGCAGGAAAUUGGUAGAGAAGUUCAACUUAAAUGGAAAAGUCUGAGGGAUGCUUAUGUUCGUACCAUUCGACAGUCUAAGGGAAAAAAUCAGGAGCGUCUGCUAAAGCUGUAAAAACGUACAUCUAUGCUAAACAAUUAGGAUUUUUACGAAAGGUGACUGGUUCCCGUCAGACAGAGAGCUCACUACCAAGUACAUCAAGAGAGGGCCAAGAAGAUAUGGAUGUUUCAAAGGACAUAAAUGACAUGCAAAGUACUUCAUCAGAUGUCCAACAUACUCAGUUCGACAGCCAAAUGGAAACUGGACGAACUCCUAGUAGAAGUACUCUCUAUAGAAGAAAGAAAUCAGAUUUAGAAAGUAAACUUGCAAGCUAUAUUGAUUCCCAUAACAGACAGCCAGCAUUAGCUAUACAAAGUCAACCACAAGAAACUGAUGACAUGGCCUUUUUUAGAUCAUUACAAGCAAGUUUAGAUACGCUCACUCCGAAUGAGAAAUUGAAUUUUCGAAUAGAGGUCAUGCA